This is a messenger RNA of Prorocentrum cordatum, 8532 nucleotides long. The record is from the annotation of a GenBank genome assembly. Lineage: Eukaryota; Dinophyceae; Prorocentrales; Prorocentraceae.
AUGCCGGUCGAGUACUGGGUGCCGGAUGAUCUCGAGGUGUUCGUGCCGUGCACUCACGAUGGCGGGGAGUUCAGUCCUAUCAUGAGCUUCGUCCCUUCCGGGGGCCUUCGUCUGAAGAAGGAUGCCAAAGUUGCGGACUUGGACCAGGUGCAGCCAGACCAGCUCGAGGGCAUUGACCGCCUCGAUAAGCUGCACGUCUGCCACGCGCCCGCCAUCUUGCAUGCUCUGCGAAUCCGUUACGCGAGGCAGCAGAUCUACACCGCAGUUCAGCGCAUGAUUGUGGCAGUGAAUCCUUUUCGGAAGGUGGACUGCUGUUCUCCGGAGGUGCGCUUGAAGUACUUGGCGGCUGAGCGUUCCAAGGACCUGGAGCCUUCUGUGUUCAGCGUUGGCCUGGACGCAGUAGGUGGGCUGAGGCAUCCAGAGCAGAGCAAGAGAAGGAGUCAGGCAGUGCUGAUCAGCGGGGAGUCUGGCGCGGGCAAGACCGAGUGCGCGAAGCUAGUGCUGGACUACGUCACGCUGAAGAUCCAGGCCGACGACAUGAAAAAGGGAGGCAAGGGGCGUGCGAGCUUGUGCAAGCCACAAAUCCAGGAGCAGAUCAUGAAGACCAACCCUGUGCUCGAGGCGUUCGGAAACGCCAUGACGGCGCGCAACAACAACUCGUCCCGCUUCGGCAAGUGGCUCCAGAUGCCGGUGUCGCAGAAGGAGGGCAUCCAAGGCUGCAGCAUCACGGACUACGUUCUGGAGGUCUCGCGCGUCUGCAGCCAAAGCAAAAAGGACAGGAACUAUCACGUCUUCUUUCAGUUGCUCGCAGGUAAGGCUUCUGGAGACGACCUCUUCGAGGGUGUCGAGAUGCUUCAGGCCGGCCAGUACAGCUUCCUGACGAAGGGGAAUCUCGAGGCACCAGGCAUCGACGACUCGACCGGCUUCAGAGAGCUGAAGGAUGCAUUCGGCGUCCUCGGGAUUCAGCGCGACUCGCAGGUUGAGAUCAUCAAAGUAGCCAUGGGCAUUCUCACGCUGGGCAACCUGACAUUCGCGACUGACCCUGCUAGUAACGAUGACGCCGCUCAGCUGACCGAUCCUGCAUCAGGCAAGAUGGCGGCUGAUCUGCUUGGCGUUGAUCCCGAGGAGUUGAGGAAAGCUAUACUUGUAUUCACGGGCAAAGCUGGUGCAGAGACCAUCACCAAGGAACGGAAGAAGAGCGAGGCGGAUCGAACGCGCGACUCACUCGCCCGAGUUCUAUAUGGCAAGUUGUUCAAAUGGCUCAUCACGAAGAUCAACAGCCUCCUGGGGCAAGGCAUGGAUUCACCGACUUUCUUCGGCGUGCUCGACAUCGCAGGCUUCGAGUCCUUCGAGGCAAACUCGCUCGAGCAGCUGUUUAUCAACUUGACCAACGAGCUCCUCCAGGGCCACUUCAACGACUACUUCUUCGAGGCGCAGAAGCAGGAGUACAAGGCUGAGGGUCUCACGGUGGAGGUGUCGUUCAAGGAUAACACGGACGUCGUUGCCCUGGUCGGCUACCGUGUCGACAAGGGCGCGAGCAAGCAGGGCAUCCUCGACGUUCUGGACGACUCCGCAAAGACCGCCACGGCAGACGACCAGGCUUUCUACAACCAGCUCAAGAAGGUCCACGAGCAGCACGAGAGGAUGGUGUGGCCCAAGGUGAAGUCGCUGGACUUCACGGUCAGGCACUUCGCGGGGGACGUGAAGUACACGGCCACGGGCUUCCGGGAGAAGAACAGCGACAGGCCGCCAGAGAGCACCGGGGCCCUGCUGGCGGGCUCGAGCCUGUCGCUGCUGCGGGAGGUGGCCGCGGCCAUGGCCGAGGGGGAGGAGGAGGAGCAGCAGCGCGGCAGGGCGGGCGGGGCCAGGAGGGCGAAGACGCUGAACGCCAGCUUCCAGGCCUCCCUGGGCGAUCUCAUGGCCAAGCUUCGGGAGGCGGAGCCCCACUUUGUCCGCUGCAUCAAGCCGAACAAGGACAAGGUGCCGAGCAUCUUCGAGUCCAAACUCGCGUACGAGCAGCUGAGCAACACGGGGGUCGUGGAGGCCAUGCGCAUUCGGCAGGAUGGGCUCCCGAUCAGGCUCGAGUUCGAGGACUUCUUGGGGAAGUACCGCGCCGCCCUUCCCGAUGCAGGCAUGCUCCAGACUGGGCAGGGCGGUCCCAUGGACGAUGCCUCCGAGCUCGUGCAGGCAUUCGUCAACCUGCAGUACAUCAGCGAGGAGCAGGUCCAGGUGGGCAAGAGCAAGGUCUUCGCGACGAUGGCGGGGACACAUUCGCUGGACAGGGCCCUGCACGGCGUGGUGAAGAACCGGUUGCGGGAGGCCCUCGAGGACGAGAACGUGGAGGAGCUGGAGAAGCAGAUCCAAUCGGCCUGUGAAGUCCGCCUGGGCGAGCGUGAACCCGCCCUGGUGGAGGCCAGGCGCGGACUGGCAGAGCUCAGGUGCAGGCAGAGCCUGGCCGACGCGACGCAGGCGUACGACCACGCGGCCAUGUCCGCCGCGGUCGCGGAGGCAGAGGGGCUGGGCCUGGCCGCCUGCCCCGAGCUGGACGCGUGCAGGGAGGCGAAGGCCCAGUGGGAGAAGGCGAAGGAGCAGCGGGAUGCGCUCGAGCAGACGCUUUCGCAGAAGGGCAAGAAGCCCCGCGCCGAGUUCAUGAAGCACCUCGAGGCGGCCAUCGAGGAGGGCAAGCGGGCCGGCCUGACCGACCAGGACUGCCGGAAGGCGGCGGAGGAGCUGGCCGCCGAGAGUCGCCGGCUGAAGGCCAGCGAGGCCAUCGCGCAGGCCAUCAAGAGCAGGCGGAUCGCAGGGUUGCGCAAGGCCGUCGAGGAGGGCCAGAAGAGCGGCAUGGAGCCCGAGGAGCUGCGGGGGGCGGAGCAGCUGGCGGACGAGCUGGAGAGGAGCGCGCGCUCGGCGCUCCAGGAGGCGCUGGAGCACUGCAAGAUGGGGCCCCUGGAGAAGGCGAUCGGCCAGGCCCGAGCCGUGGGCAUGCCCGAGGGCGAGCUGGGGCCCGCCCUGGCCGCGCUGCAGGUGGAGCAGGCGAAGGCCGACGCCAAGAGGAGGCUCCACUCCGCCGUGCAGCGCGGGUCCGUCGCCGGCCUGACUGCGGCGCUGCAGGGCGCCCAGGAGCUGGGCCUGGCGGAGGCGGAGCCCGAGGCUGUGCAGGAGUGCAGCGAGGCGCUGGAGAGGGCCCACCGCAGGGAGCAGGCCAGGGCCGACAUCGCGCGGGCGCUCGAGGCGGGCAGGACGCAGCAGAGGCCGACGCUGGAGCGGCUGGAGGCCCUGCUGCGGGAGGCGCUCGAGGCCGGGCUCCCAGAGGACGCCGAGGAGGUGCAGGGCCUGAGGGGCGCCCUUGAGCUGGAGAGACGCAGGGAGGCGGUGCGCGAGCUGCUUCGGGCCGCGGUGGAGGGCGGCAGCGUGGAGGCGAUCGAGGCGGCGAUCGCGAAGGGCGAGGAGCUGGACAUGGUGGCGGAGGACCUCGCGGGCGCGAGGGCGGCGAUCGUCCUCGAGAGGCGGCGCGAGGCGGCGAGGGACGGCCUGGCCGCCGCAAUGAGGAAACGCACGGUGGACGCUUUGCGAGCGGCGAUCGCAGAGGCGGAGGCCUGCGGGCUGAGCGAGAACGAGCUGCGCAAGCCCCGCGAGUGCUUCGAGGCGGACAGCGCGCGCGAUCAGGUGAGGGCCAACCUCGCCAAGGCGGCUCAGAGCAGGGACACGGCGCUUCUAGAGGUCUGGCUGGCGAAGGCCAAGGAGCUGGGCAUGAGCAAGGCCGAGGUGCGCGAGGCGGAGAAGGUGCUGGCCGCGGAGAGGAGCAAGGAUGAGACCAAGGCGCGCCUAAAGUCCGUGGCCAAGGCCAAGCCCCUGGACAUGGAGGAGCUGGUGGCCGCCCUGCAGGAGGCGGAGAUGGUGGGCCUCACCGCCGCGGAGUGCCGCCCUGCCCGGAAGAUCCUGGAGCAGGAGCUCCGCAAGGUGGCCGCGCGCAGGGGCGCGGAGGAGGCCGCGGAGUUCUGCUCCGGGCCGGUCGCGCCCGGUGACGAGGGCGCGCACGCGGCGCGCGUCCAGCGGCUGCAGAAGGCCAUCCAGGUCGGGGAGCAGGCGCUGCUCGAGGCCUCGGAGCUGCUCCACGUGAGCCAGCUGCUGCAGGAGGAAAGCGCCAGGGAGGCGGCCCGGCAGCGCCUCGCCGAGGCCGUCAGGGGCGGCGGCGUCGCGGCCCUGCGGGAGGCCCUCGCGGAGGCCGAGGAGGCCAGGAUGGAGAAGUGGGAGACGCAGGCCGCCAGGGACGCGCUGCAGGACCUGCAGCGGAAGGCCCAGGCCUCGGCGGCCAUCCGCACGGCCAUCAACUGCGACGACGCCGGCGCGAUCAGCAGCGCCAUCGUCGAGGGCACCAGGGCCGGGCUGGAGCCGGCCGAGCUGGACAGGGCCCGGGAAGCGCACCGGGCGGCGCAGCGCCGCGCGGACGCCAGGGGCGCGCUGCAGGAGGCGGCCCGCGCCCGCAGGCUCUCUGCGCUCGGGGCCGCCAUCGCCGAGGCGGCGGCCGCGGAGGUGCCGGGCCAGGAGGUGGCGGAGGCCCAGGCCGUGCUCCGCCAGGAGGAGCUGAAGGCGGCGGCCCGCGACGAGAUCGAGCGGGCGGGCGACCUCGGACAGGUGGAGCCCCUGCAGGCCGCCCUCGACCGCGCCGAGGAGGCUGGCCUCGAGGCGGCGGAGACGGCCGCGGGCCGCGCCCUGCUGGCCAGGCUCCGCAGGUGCGAGCGCGCGCGCCAGGGGCUGGAGAAUGCGGUGGCCGCGGGCGACGUGGGCGCCAUGCAGGCCGCGAUCGCGGAGGCGUGCGCGGCCGGGCUGGACAGCGCGGAGAUCGCGCCCUGGCAGAAGGCGCUCGCGGUGGAGACUCGCAAGGGCGCCGCGAGAGAGGAGCUGGCCGCCGCGGUCCGCAUGGAGGUCCCGCAGGCGAUCACCGCCGCCAUCGAAGAGGCGGUGGCCGCGGGGCUGGAGGAGUUCGAGCUGCACCAGGCGCGGCAGCUGCUGAGGGCCGAGGUGCGCCGGGCCGCCGCCAGGGACGCCCUGGCGGAGGCCUCUGGCAGCGGCGACGUGCAGGCGCUGCGCGAGGCGGUCGUCGAGGGCGAGUCGGCCGGCGUCGACCACGCCCUGCUGGAGAUGGCGACGGCGCGGCUGCGGGAGGAGGAGGGCCGCGCGGCCGCGCGCACGGCCCUGCAGAUGGCCACCGCCUCCUGCGACCCCGGGGCCCUGAGGGCGGCCCUCGAGCAGGGCAGAGAGGCCGCGCUGGACACUUCGGAGCUCCGGGACGCCCGCGCCGCGCUGAGGGCCGAGGAGCGCAGGGCCGCCGCGCGGGAGGCCCUGCAGGAGGCGGUGCGCACCCGCAACGUGGCGGCCGUCGAGGACGCGCUCGUGGAGGGGAAGGCGGCCGGCGUGGAGGAGCGGAUCCUGGCUCCUGCCCGCGACCUUCAGCUCCGGAUGGAGAGCGCCGCCGCCGCGCGCGCGCAGCUCAGCGCCGCCACCUCCCAGCGCGACGAGCGCGCGCUGCGGGCCGCCCUGGCCGCAGGCCGCAGCGUCGGCCUGUCGGGUGCCGAGAUGGACGAGGCCCAGAGGGUGCUGGAGGAGGAGGAGCGCCGGUCCAGGGCCCGCCACUGGCUGGCGGAGGCCCUGGAGGGCAGGCAGGUGCACGUAUUCGAGGCGGUGCUCGACGAGUGUGCGGCCGCGGGCGUGAGGAACGCCCCCGAGCUGGCCCUGCUGAGGCGCGUCUUGGCCGCCAGGGCGCGGCUGUCGCAGGCCAUGAAGGGGGACGCCGGCUCCAGCGAGCUCCGCGGGGCCAUCUCCGACUGCGAGGCCCCCGACCUCGCCGCCCUCUGCGCGGCCGAGCUGCCGCCGGCGAGGCGCCUGCUGGAGGAGCGGCGGCGCCGAGAGUGGGCGCUGGCCGAGCUGGGGCGGCUGCUGGCCGUGGGGAGCCCGGACCUCGGGGCCCUGCGCGCGGCGGUCGCGGAGGGCUCGGCGGCGGGGCUGGGGCCGGCUGAGCUGGCCGAGGCCCGGCAGGUCCUCGAGCGCCAGCAGGCCCUCGGCGUCGCCCGCGACCGCAUCUGCGACGCUGGCCGCGACCCGGACUUCCUGAGGGAGGCGAUCGCGAAGGGCAGGUCGGCCGGCCUGGACGAGUCGGAGCUGGUGGAGGCCCAGGCCACGCUGGAGCGGGAGGAGCGGCGGCGGGACGCCCUCCUGGCCCUGCGGCGCGCCGUGGAAACGGCGCACCUCGGCGACCUGCGGGCCGCGGUGCGGGGCGCGGAGGCGGCGGGGCUGCAGGGCGGGCCGGAGCUCGCCCAGGCCGGGGCGCUGCUGCGGGCGGGGGAGCGCGAGGCGGCGCGCGAGCACCUGGCCGGGGUGGCCAUCCAGGGAGAUGCCGACGAGCUCCUGGAGGCGCUCGGGAAGGGCCAGGAGUGCGGCCUGGACGAGAGCGAGCUGGAGGGCGUCCGGGCGUCCCUGGAGGAGGCCACGGAGUUGGCGUUUACGCGCGUCAAGGACGGCCUGCUCCCCCCGGCGGACGAGCUGGCGUUCGAGGUGGCGGGCCGCCAGCUCCAGUCCCCCGGCCACGCGGGCCUCGACCGGAAGACGGGCGAGGCGCCGCUGGUGCUCGACGCGGGCGUCGGCGAGCGCCUCGCGAGGGCGGUCGAGCAGAUGUGGCACCGCAAGCAGGCCAGCAUCCUGGACGAGCUGAAGCACAACCUGCGCGGCUGCAGCACAAAGCUGGGCAAGGCGCAGGGCGUCAGGGCCGUGAGCAACCGGCUGAUGCUGAGGCUCUGCUUCGAGCUCGGGUCGCGCUACGGCGGCCGUGCGUCGGGGCACCUCAGGCAGCUGCCGCUGCUCAUGCUGUCCGCCCUCCUCUACACGCAGGAGGACGUCGACACCGACCGCAUGAUGCUGUUCCCGGACUGCCCCGCGCGGGGCUCCGGCACGCCGCAGGAGCAGCGGAUCGCGUACGGGGCGUAUAGAGAUCGGAUUAAGGACGUCUGGGUCCUCCAGGAGGGGCGGGCGGAGCGCAACCCCAGCCUGUCCGCGGAGCUCUCCAGGGCGCUGCGCAUGGUGCUCGAGUCGAGCCUGAGCGGCGCGGGCCAGACGCUGCUGGCCAAGUGGGUGAAGGUGCUCUGCGUCUUCGGCGCCGCCGCCGACGCGCUGCCCCCGACCUCGGUGUCCGCCGCCCUCGUCGGCCUGCCCCGCGACGCGGCGCAGCUGCUGCAGUCCAAGAGGCCUGGGGACUCCCUCGUCUGGGCCGGGCCGCUCAGCGCGACCACCGACCACGCCAUCCCAGAGCGCCAGCUGCGCGGCGCCGGCGCGGGGGCGGUGCACCUGAGGAUAGAGGGCCUCACCGAGGGCCUCGGGCUCUCGGCCGUCAGCCAGUACCCCGAGGAGAGCGAGGUGCUGGUGCCCCCCUUCGCGCUGCUCGCGGUGAAGGAGGUGCGCAAGCAGGCGGACCAGACGCUGUGCGUCACCUGCGAGUUCAAGGGCACGCUGCUCAGCCAGCGGGUGCGUGAGGCGAGCCGCGCGGAUCUGCUGGAGGCCUCCGCGCAGCUGCUGCGGCAGCUGUCGUUUCAGGACGCCGGGGACCUCUGCGGCGAGCGGCCCGAGGAGGCCUCGCGGGACGGCGCGUGGUCCCCGCGCCCGCCCGGCUCCGCCGAGGGGGCCUCGCCGCAGCGCAGCGACGCCUCGCCGGUGCGGCGGGCGCCCGCGGCGGCCACGGCCGCGAGGGGGAAGCAGCCCCGCGGGCAGCCCAGCAGCAGGCCGCAGGUCGCCUUCGGCAGGCCCCCGGGGGCGACGCCCGCCGCGGCCGCGGCGGGCAGGGCGCGGACGCCGCCCGCGGUCGGCAGGGCGCGGACGCCGCCGGCGGUCGGCAGGGCGCCGGGCGCCGCCGCGCGCCCGGGGCGUCGCUACAACGACGACUUCCGGGCGCUCUUCGGCGUCUUCGAGGCCAUGGACCGCAGGGGCGCCUGCGCCGUGAGCCGGGAGGACUUCCUGUGGGCCAAGGUGGCGUUCGAAAGGACCGAGCACGGACUUCCAGCGCGUUGCCCGCAGGGAGUCCAUCGUGGAGCACUUCUUCCAGAGCCCCGAGGAGACAUGACGCUGCACCGCUUCUUCUGCCUCGCCAUGCCCGGGGCUUCAGAGCCCGACAUCGGGGAGCAGACGAGCUGUGCCUGAACCCAGGACGCUGCGGGGGCACGACGUGGUGGGCUCCCAGCAGCGGGCCGGCGCGGGGUCCGUGAAGCAGGUCGGCCUGCGCGUGGUGCCGCUGGCCUGAGGCGGCCUCGGCGCGCCGCGCCCUCCCGGGGGGCGCCGCGUUGUCUCCGGGUGCAGCCCCGCCCCUCCGCCCCGAUCGGGGCGCCCGGGGCGUGCGGCCGGGGCCUCUCGCCGCCUCCGGGCCCGGGCGUGCCGCCGGCGCCCCGCGGGUGGCUCGGCCCGUUUUUCCCGUCCGCAUGCCGGGCUCCUCUCGCCACCCACCAAGAGAUACACCCCCGCCCAGCCCGAAGGCCUCGAUUUGUGCCCUCC